Messenger RNA from Centruroides sculpturatus (bark scorpion), 1492 nucleotides. RefSeq names its product dol-P-Man:Man(7)GlcNAc(2)-PP-Dol alpha-1,6-mannosyltransferase-like (gene Alg12). Gene Ontology annotation, molecular function: alpha-1,6-mannosyltransferase activity. The transcript is spliced from 8 exons. The record is from RefSeq and is a predicted model, not a curated record. NCBI's taxonomy places the organism in Eukaryota, Metazoa, Arthropoda, Arachnida, Scorpiones, Buthidae. Gene Ontology annotation, biological process: protein N-linked glycosylation. Gene Ontology annotation, cellular component: endoplasmic reticulum membrane. The coding region runs from base 281 to 1420 and encodes 379 amino acids.
CAAAUAAUUUAUAUUAAAUGCUGAAUCCUAUUAAAUUAUAUAGUAAAAUAUAACCGAAAAUAAAUCGCUAGUGAUGCAAGUUUAACACGUGGCUUCGUGAUUUGAAAUUGACACGAUUUCGAUGUAUAUUUCAACACGUUAGAGCAUCAAAAGACUUAAAUUUAAAUGUUAUAUUAUUACAAAUUGUAUAAAGUAUCAGCUGAUGAUUAAUUCAUGCUUGUUCCUUUAAUUUAUACAGUAUAUUACUAUGAUUCGGGACAUUCUAUAAAUAUAAUCCAUAAUGGAAUGGAUUUUGAUAAUUGCUGCUGCAAUUCAUCUUAUUAUUUGCCCAUAUACAAAAGUUGAAGAAAGUUUUAACUUACAAGCAAUACAUGAUUUACUCUAUCAUGGUUCAAAUAUUUCUCAGUAUGAUCAUUUGGAAUUUCCAGGAGUAGUUCCAAGAACAUUUUUAGGACCUAUAGUCAUUUCUAUGUUCUCUGUGCCAUUUGUAACUAUUGUCAAUACUUUUGGUUUAAGUAAAUUCAUAAUUCAAUAUAUAGUUCGUGCUAUUUUGGGAUCUUUUGUGAUAUUUGCAUUUUACCUGUAUCGAUGUUCUUUAGAAAAACAGUUUGGAAAUGUCUUAACAACAUGGUUGGUGCUUAUUACUGCUUCACAAUUUCAUUUUAUGUUUUAUUUAUCAAGAACUCUUCCAAAUACAUUUGCACUAAUUUUAGUUUUAUUAGCAUAUCAUUUUUGGUUAAGACAAAAACAUCAACAACUAAUUUUUACAACAGCUGUGGUUGUAAUAGUCUUCCGUGCUGAGUUAGCCAUAUUAUUGGGAUUUAUUAUUCUCAUUGAGUUAAUCUCAAAAAGACUUGUCAUAAUAGAUGUUUUAAAAUGGGGCAUUCCAAGUGGAUUACUUAUUUUAGGUGUAACAAUAAUAGUUGAUUCAUAUUAUUGGCAAAGAAUUGUAUGGCCUGAAGGAGAAGUAUUUUGGUUCAAUACAAUAUUAAACAAAAGUUCACAAUGGGGUACAUCACCAUGGUCAUGGUAUUUUUAUUCUGCAUUACCUCGUGCUUUGGGUUGUUCUUUUCUUUUAAUUCCUUUGGGUUUUGUGAUAGACAGAAGGAUUAGAAUUCUUAUGUUCCCAGCAAUAGGUUUUGUUUUACUUUUAUCUUUUCUACCACAUAAAGAACUUCGUUUCAUCAUGUAUGUAUUUCCACUAAUGAAUACAGCAGCUGCAAGGACUUGUUCAUAUUUGUGGCAUCAUAGAUUAAAAUCUCUCUUACAUGUGUUCUUAAUAAUAUGUACUUGUCUUCAUUUAGUUGUAAAUUUAUUUACAACUGGUCUUAUUUUGUACAUAUCAUCAUAUAAUUAUCCAGGUGGUUUUGCAAUAUCUAGACUACAUCAAUUGGAAAACAGUUAUGAAGGUAAUAUAUAAAAUUAAGCUACAAAUUUAUCGCUUGUCCCAUAAGUAAUGUCAUUUUUCAAUUUAAUAUAUAUUAUCCAUCAG